UGAGUUCAGUAUUGCGUCACUACACGAUUCCGGGACUACCAGGAUCCCAUACAACUAGAGGAUGGACUCUUCAAUUUUCAGUUUCAGCGGUGACUGAAACGUUCUUCACAAUAUCCUCACUCUCAUAGAAGACCCCAUCCAACUCUACCCCGACUUUCCCAUUCAAAAGCCCGUCCAACAGCGCCCUACCCAGCACCGUCACGCUUCACAAAAGAACCAUGCUCACACGAUCCUUGAAACCCAAGGGACGUUUCCCUCUCCCAUGGACACGUCCAGUCCUGCCAUACCGGCGAUGCAUGGCCCAUGUCUCCAACGUGUCGGACAUUCCUUCAGAAGACACCAAGCCCUUCAACGUCCCCAUCCCCGAAGACAGUUUCGAAACAUACAACCUCGACCCCCCACCCUACAGCGUGGAAACAACCAAAAGCCAACUAAAGCAACUCUACCGUGACAUGUCCCUGAUAAGACGAAUGGAACUAGCGGCCGACAAGUUAUACAAGGAACAAAAGGUUCGUGGCUUUUGCCACCUGUCGACAGGUCAGGAGGCCGUGGCGGUGGGGAUCGAACACGGAAUCACCCGCGAUGACAAGGUGAUUACAGCAUACCGUGCGCACGGGUUCACGUUGAUGCGGGGUGGAAGUGUCCGAUCCAUAUUAGGUGAGUUGCUUGGUCGUCGGGAUGGCAUCUGUCAUGGUAAGGGUGGAUCUGUGCAUAUGUACAGUAAGAAUUUCUUUGGCGGGAAUGGGAUCGUGGGUGCAAAUGUGCCCUUGGGCACGGGGAUAGCCUUUGCGCAGCAGUAUGAUGAUACAAAGACGGUGACAGUGAAUGUUUAUGGGGAUGGGGCUGCGAAUCAGGGCCAGGUUCAUGAGUCUUAUAAUAUGGCUAAGUUGUGGGAGUUGCCUGUCAUUUUUGCUUGUGAGAACAACAAAUACGGCAUGGGCACCUCCGUCGAGCGCGCCUCCGCAAUGACAGAAUACUACAAACGAGGCAACUACAUCCCUGGACUACGAAUCAACGGCAUGGACGUCCUGGCCGUGAUAUCAGCAAUCAAAUACGGCAAGGAGUACACCCUGGCUGGGAACGGACCAUUACUGUACGAGUUCCAGACAUAUCGGUAUGCGGGCCACUCGGUAUCAGAUCCGGGGACAUCCUACCGGACCAAGGAAGAGGUGCAAGCGGAACGGGCCCAAGACCCUAUCACGACGUACCGGGCGAAGUUGAUUGAUUGGGGCGUGUUCACGGAGGACGAGGCAAAGGCGAUGGAUAAGGAAAUCCGAAGGCAUGUCGAUCGUGAAACACAGGAGGCGGAGAAGAUGCCGGCACCGCCGACGAAUCUGGAUGUCUUGUUUGAGGAUACCUAUGUUCGGGGAAGUGAGCCUCAGCAACGGCGCGGGAGAACCGUAGAUGAGACUUUCUACCGGGGUUGAUAAGGGCAGCCACCGAAACUCUAAUUUGGUGUGGUGGGUGCUUUUCAUAGUGAGCUCAUAGCAUGUGCUUCGGGUUAGGAGAGAUGGUUAUGCUCUAAUUCCAAUGGACGUCAUUA
Molecule: messenger RNA, 1543 nt
Organism: Aspergillus ibericus CBS 121593
Lineage: Eukaryota; Fungi; Ascomycota; Eurotiomycetes; Eurotiales; Aspergillaceae
Product: putative pyruvate dehydrogenase E1 component alpha subunit
Exons: 4
Coding region: 219-1427 (402 amino acids)
Biological process (GO): pyruvate decarboxylation to acetyl-CoA
Cellular component (GO): intracellular membrane-bounded organelle
Molecular function (GO): pyruvate dehydrogenase (acetyl-transferring) activity
Source: RefSeq, a predicted model, not a curated record